Xyrichtys novacula (pearly razorfish) is the source of this 318-nucleotide messenger RNA. The record is from the annotation of a GenBank genome assembly. Lineage: Eukaryota; Metazoa; Chordata; Actinopteri; Labriformes; Labridae.
AUGACCUCAUUCAGCCUGAAUUUACCAAGUACAUACUCACACACACACUCAUUCAAACGCUAUAAAGGAAUCCUUGAUAACGCAUGUCGGCGCAUGUUCAGGUUGAGUGGGCCCAGGUGUCUCCAUCGGUACAGGGUCACACAGACCGAUAAAUCAGGUUCAAGAGCCGGUCCUCCUCUCCUCAACAGGUCUAUGGUAGCAAACACCACCUUUGGACUUCAUGACACGGCCUUUAGAAACCAGCAAGAAGCCUCACACAGACCACAGACCGGUUUUAAAUGGGGUCCAGCUCAGAACUCGGUGAUAAUCACUCUCUAA